CUCAGAACUGCUCUCCUCAUAGAAGAUCUCCUGGAUCCAGAUGCCAGAUAGCAAAAGGUUUGUACGUCUAGCACCAGACCCAACCAGUGUCUCGACAUUUCUACCUACUCACUUCAAAACAGCGUUACUACAUCUUUUUAAUUUAACUCCGCACUCUCCAAAGCAGAGCGUUGUCAAAGGAUGAAAGGAUUUCGACUUCAAGUGUUUAUUGUCUUCACCACCUUCCUGUGGACAUCAGGGCUAGGAUGCCACAGCGGAAAUGAAGAUUUGCGGUGUACAGUUGAUUACCUCGCAACAAUGACUUGUUGCUGGUCGGAACAAGUUUCUAAAAAUGCCGACUGUACAUUGUGGGUUAAUGACCCAGAUCAUGACGAGGAGGACGAGGAUGAGCCUGAAUUUCCAAAAACCUGCACCCCAAGGUCAUCGGAGAUGCAAGGCAGAAGCUGCAAUCUCACCUUCCAGUUUUUCGCUGCUGCACAGAUCUUUAACAUGACUCUGCUCUGCCCAAGCCCUGAAGCUAAGGCUCCUGUCGUCUGGAUUCCAAAUUUCAAACCAUUGCACAACAUUAAGAUGAAACCACCAUUCAACCUAACAGUCACCAAUAAUUCCCAGACUCAGACCGAUUUCAGCUGGAUGAUAUACUAUGAAAUGCAAUUCAGUGAUAAACUGCAAAUUGAAUUGCGAUACAAAACUGAAGAUGAACAGUGGACAAAUGCCAGGAGUCUUCACAUUGUGAAGCAAAAACAACAGGCAUCGAUCGAUGGGUCUAAUCUGAAACCCGACCGUCAGUACAUAGCGCAAAUCCGCAGCAAAAUAUUGGAUAACAACCCAGAUUACUACAACAGUACGUGGAGCGAAUGGAGUCAAGAGGUCAAGUGGAAAUCGGCAGUACACACACACUCAGAUGGUAUCUUCAGAGUGACCCAGAUCACGUCGCUUUUGUUUGCGGGAAUCCUGGUAGUGUUGGCCAUUUUGGCAAUCUUGACCUUUAGACAGCUGACCAUAAGAAGGUACAAUGUGAAGAAACUCCAUUGGCUAUCCAUACCAGAUCCAGGCAAAUUCUUUUACGAGCUGAAUGCAACCUACGGAGGCAAUUUUCAGAAAUGGCUCGGGUCAACAUUACCAGCAUCGUUCAACAGCACCGAGGACCUAGGAACAGAAAUCUCUUCAGUUGAGAUUUCAGAAAUAAAAGAUUCAGAGUCCUUCAUCAAACAGGAUUACGUCUCAGACAGCAGUGGAUUCAAGAGUAUCGGAAAUUCAUCUCUGUCCAGCUUUGCGAACCAAGGCUACUUCUGGUUUAGGUAUCCCAGCACUUAUGAAGUGGAUUCCUGUAAAGUCUACUUCAGCUAUGACCGCAGCAGCCUUCAAUCAGGAAGUGAGGGGAGUGGGUCAUAUCUCGAGAAGAAUGGGUCUUGCCUGACCUUGUCCAAUGAUUCUCUAUAUGACAGCAGUCAGCAGAAUUCACCCUGUAGCGUCUUUGUAACAGAGCCAGAUCAGGAAUGCAUCUCAACUCAAAAUAAAGCCGGUGGAAAGGCCUCGACUGAUGAAGAAAUGGAUGGUCCACCAAGAGGACCUGAGUAUCCUACCAAUGUAAAAUCCUCAGGCAAAUUGGGGUACCUUGGACAACUGCUAAGAAAUGAUUGUCCAUCCAGAGGAAGUCAAGAGGGUCUCAAUCCGAUCAUCCAGAUGCACUUAUUUGAACAUUUGAACUACCCCUUUGUUUCUCUGGAGGACAUAACACUUACAACAAAAGAGGAAGGUAUCAGCAGAUCUGGCUCUGACAGCUUAAUGUUUGGUGAGAGUCAGAUGGGACCUCCACCCAUCAACAUGGAAAACAUAAUGAGCGCACAAUGUCCUCUUGAUGGGUUUAGGCAGGAAAGCGCCAAUAUUCUUAAGAGCACGUCUCUAAAUUUGGGGCAGUCUAGUGAUGCAUAUCUUUCCCUUAAGGAAGUUCAAAGUAAAUACAGUAACCAGUCAAUUUAG
Stegostoma tigrinum is the source of this 1983-nucleotide messenger RNA. RefSeq names its product interleukin-2 receptor subunit beta-like. Gene Ontology annotation, biological process: production of molecular mediator involved in inflammatory response; cytokine-mediated signaling pathway; immunoglobulin mediated immune response. Bases 181 to 1983 code for a protein of 600 amino acids. The record is from RefSeq and is a predicted model, not a curated record. Lineage: Eukaryota; Metazoa; Chordata; Chondrichthyes; Orectolobiformes; Stegostomatidae. The transcript has 10 exons. Gene Ontology annotation, cellular component: membrane; external side of plasma membrane. Gene Ontology annotation, molecular function: cytokine receptor activity; protein binding.